Molecule: messenger RNA, 2684 nt
Organism: Odobenus rosmarus divergens (Pacific walrus)
Lineage: Eukaryota; Metazoa; Chordata; Mammalia; Carnivora; Odobenidae
Gene: SEC61A2
Product: Sec61 alpha 2 subunit (S. cerevisiae)
Exons: 12
Coding region: 120-1550 (476 amino acids)
Biological process (GO): post-translational protein targeting to membrane, translocation; SRP-dependent cotranslational protein targeting to membrane, translocation
Cellular component (GO): membrane; Sec61 translocon complex
Molecular function (GO): signal sequence receptor activity; ribosome binding; transmembrane protein transporter activity
Source: RefSeq, a predicted model, not a curated record
GGCCUGCGCGGGGCCAACCUGGAGCGAGUCGGGAGCAGGCGGCGAGACCCGAGCGGUGGGACCCGAGCGAAGGCAGCGCCGAGGCCGCCGUGCCCUGCCGGGCCGCCCCAGCCGCCGCCAUGGGCAUCAAAUUUUUAGAAGUUAUCAAACCUUUCUGUGCAGUUCUACCAGAAAUUCAGAAACCUGAAAGGAAAAUCCAGUUUAGAGAGAAGGUACUAUGGACUGCCAUAACUCUCUUCAUUUUCUUAGUAUGUUGUCAGAUACCACUAUUUGGAAUCAUGUCAUCAGAUUCUGCAGAUCCUUUCUACUGGAUGAGAGUUAUUCUUGCAUCCAACAGAGGAACUUUAAUGGAAUUGGGUAUCUCCCCAAUUGUAACAUCUGGUUUGAUUAUGCAGUUGUUAGCUGGAGCCAAAAUCAUUGAAGUUGGAGACACACCCAAAGAUAGAGCUCUAUUCAAUGGAGCCCAGAAACUAUUUGGUAUGAUCAUUACCAUUGGGCAAGCCAUUGUGUAUGUCAUGACGGGCAUGUAUGGGGAUCCUGCUGAAAUGGGUGCUGGAAUCUGUCUCCUUAUCAUUAUUCAGUUGUUUGUUGCUGGUUUGAUUGUGCUGCUGUUAGAUGAGCUGCUACAGAAGGGUUACGGCUUGGGGUCUGGUAUUUCCCUCUUUAUUGCCACCAACAUCUGUGAAACCAUUGUCUGGAAGGCCUUUAGUCCCACUACUAUUAACACUGGCAGAGGCACUGAGUUUGAGGGUGCAGUCAUAGCACUCUUUCACUUACUGGCCACCAGGACAGACAAGGUCCGCGCUUUACGGGAGGCUUUCUAUCGUCAGAACUUACCCAAUCUCAUGAACCUCAUUGCUACGGUUUUUGUGUUUGCUGUUGUUAUAUAUUUUCAGGGAUUUCGUGUUGACUUGCCCAUCAAGUCGGCCCGGUAUCGAGGACAGUACAGUAGCUAUCCCAUCAAGCUCUUCUACACCUCGAACAUUCCCAUUAUUCUCCAGUCGGCCUUAGUGUCAAACCUGUAUGUUAUUUCCCAGAUGCUGUCUGUUCGAUUUAGUGGCAACUUUUUAGUAAAUUUACUAGGACAGUGGGCUGAUGUCAGUGGGGGAGGACCUGCUCGUUCUUACCCAGUGGGAGGCCUCUGUUACUAUCUUUCUCCUCCUGAGUCCAUGGGCGCCAUAUUUGAGGAUCCUGUCCAUGUGGUUGUUUAUAUCAUCUUCAUGUUGGGAUCAUGUGCAUUCUUUUCUAAGACAUGGAUAGAGGUGUCUGGUUCCUCAGCCAAAGAUGUAGCUAAGCAGCUUAAAGAACAGCAAAUGGUAAUGAGGGGCCACAGAGAUACCUCUAUGGUUCAUGAACUUAAUAGGUACAUCCCCACGGCGGCCGCGUUUGGUGGCCUGUGCAUCGGCGCCCUGUCGGUGUUAGCCGACUUCCUCGGGGCCAUCGGCUCUGGCACUGGCAUCCUGCUUGCGGUCACUAUUAUUUAUCAGUAUUUUGAAAUUUUUGUCAAGGAACAGGCUGAAGUCGGUGGGAUGGGUGCUUUGUUUUUCUAAAUGUUCCAAUAUUUCUUCUUGUGUGUGUGAAAGGGAAAAUACUUUUGACACAAUGUUUUUGUCCAGUAAUGCUGGUUCCCCUUUCCUUCCCUCACAGUUUGUGUUCACGUGCUCACUGGCCCGUUUGUGAAAUGGGCGCCGAGCUGAGCCUGUGUGCAGCAUGAGUACCAGCUGCCUUAAAACUAAAGUUUACAUUAUUCGUUCGAAAAUGUCCCUGUAGUGUUGCCUGUGAUGCUGGAAAGCAGUGUAGCUGCCGUGCCCUGCUCACUUGGGCCGGCGAGACGGUGGUGUGGAUCAGUUUUGCACACAACAUUCAGAACACUCACUCUUACCCCCACUUGUUUAAAAAUAAAUGUAGUUCAAAUUGCCACUUUCCAGUAUUUUUGAGCUUAUUUAAUGAGUUCUGGAACAUUUGUAUCUAAUCUGUAUUUUAGAUAUAAUUAACUUUUUAUACUUUUUUAACUCCUCGUAUCCACGGUCCCCCCCCCCGCCCCCCGACUCGGCCCCUCAGCCCACAUGCGCCCCGUGGAACUUCAGUUCCAGCGGGUCCUAGAAACCCCUGCUUGUAAUUACUCCUCCUGGUUUUCAUUCCUUUCUUCCCAGUGACAGCAGUCGGUGCUGUUUUACUGUAUUGGCUAUGCCUUUGAAUUCCAACACGUCACUUAAGAAUAUUCUUUCAAGAUACGAUGCCCCAGUUCUUUUCUUUUUUUUUAAAUCCCUAAAGCAAAGCUCUAAUUCUCACGCAAUGUCUGUGGUUCAGUGGGGGUGAACAAUGGGUAAUUCAUGCUAGGAAUUUGUGUACGUUGUUGUACGUGACAGCAGCAACAUGGGUGUAAACAGUAGAAAAUAAAACUUUAUUUGAUAAAACUGUUUCAGUUGUGUUGGAAAAAUAAAAUCGGAUAUUAAAUGAUUUCUAAGAUUAUUUGUAUAGGUUCAUCGUAAUCCUACAAAACCCAUCCUGAGAGGUUGUGGCAAGAGGUCAAACGUUAAUUAUAAUUUAGUGUUUAAUCCUAAACCUGUUGAGGAACAGGGACCAGCUUAAAGGUGCUCAGUUAUGCGACUGACACUGGAAAAAAUAGGAAAACAGCAGUCUCAGGUAACAUCCCAAUCUCCAUCCGAAGUAGCAUAGCUCUU